Messenger RNA from Coccinella septempunctata (seven-spotted ladybird), 2715 nucleotides. Its product is annotated as putative tRNA (cytidine(32)/guanosine(34)-2'-O)-methyltransferase. Lineage: Eukaryota; Metazoa; Arthropoda; Insecta; Coleoptera; Coccinellidae. The coding region runs from base 125 to 1705 and encodes 526 amino acids. Gene Ontology annotation, biological process: cytoplasmic translation; tRNA methylation. The transcript is spliced from 6 exons. Gene Ontology annotation, molecular function: tRNA methyltransferase activity. The record is from RefSeq and is a predicted model, not a curated record. Gene Ontology annotation, cellular component: cytoplasm.
UUUUAGUUCACCUGUGAUUUAUGGCUUUAAGAUUUAAACGUUCGAUUAGCUUGAAAUUCCUAUGCGGUGAAGUCUUGUUAAUUCUGUUUAGUUAAUAAUUGUAGUAUAUUCUUUCUGAUUCGAAAUGGGUAAGGGAUCCAAAGAUAAACGUGAUAUAUAUUACCGUAAAGCCAAAGAGCAUGGUUGGAGAGCUCGAAGCGCAUUCAAACUUCUACAAAUUGAUGAGAAAUACGACAUACUCGAAGGUGUGAAGAAAGCAGUCGAUUUAUGUGCUGCACCAGGUAGUUGGAGUCAAGUCUUAUCUCGAAGACUUUAUUUAAACGAGAAGAUAUCUCUUUCACCAAGGGAUGAACUGGAAGAGUGUAAUGAAACUCCUGCUGAAGAAGUGGAAGAAAAGGUUGAACCAAAAAUUGAGCCCAAUGAAGAUGUUAAGAUUGUAGCAGUAGAUCUACAACCUAUGGCUCCUUUGCCUGGUGUUAUUCAAUUGCAAGGAGACAUUACUAAAUUGUCCACAGCCCAAGAAAUCAUACAACAUUUUGAAGGAAAACUUGCCGACCUUGUUGUAUGUGAUGGGGCUCCAGAUGUCACGGGUCUCCAUUGCAUUGAUAUUUACAUCCAGAGCCAACUUAUCCUUGCUGCUCUCCAUAUUGCUUGCAAUGUUCUAAACAAAGGGGGAACAUUUGUGGCAAAAAUAUUCAGAGGAAAAGAUAACGAUUUACUCCAUAAUCAGUUUCUUACCAUAUUCAAAGAAGUGAAUAUUUUCAAACCAAGUAGUUCGAGAAAUUCAAGUAUAGAGGCGUUCCUUGUUGCAAAGAAUUACUGUCCACCUGAAGGCUUUGAUCCAAAAUUGAUGACACCAUUUUUGAAUGCUGGAGAAAGAAAUUUUGACCAGCUUACUGGAGUUAACAGGGUGAUAAUUCCGUUUAUGGUUUGUGGAGAUAUGAGCUCUUAUGAUUCAGAUGUAACAUAUCCCCUUCAGAUGGAAGGAGAUACACAGCCUUACACCUAUCAUGAGCCGGUGCAGAAACCUAUCGAUCCCCCUUACAAAGAUUUAAAAAAUAUGCCACAGCCAAAACCGGUCGCAGAGGGAAGUCCCGAAUUGGAGGCCCUUUCCAAACCUUGCACUUCAUCAAAGUCCGACACAGAUAUGGAUCUAGAGCCGAAUUCAAGCAAGAGUGAUACGCCCAUCGAAAUAGGGGGGAUCAUAGCCGAUGCAAAUGCUACGUCUGAAGACCUAUUAGGUUUGCUAAUUCACACCUUGAAAAAUGACGACCCUGCUGUUCAAGAUAGUCUGGCGAAUCUCUUGAACAGUUUGGGUAUAAGUAACAUUGAGAAGGUUAUCAAGGAGAAAGGUACCACCAUUUCAACACAAACUAUCGGAGUUGUUCAAGGCUCUUCGAAGGAGGUUCAAGUGCCGGAGAUAGCUGGAUCGUCUGAACAACCUGUGGUGAGAACGGUGCUGGUUGAGUCAGCGCAGAGGCACAAUUCACCUGCUGAAAGCCAGUGUGAAAUCACCAGUGGUGAAAAUUCAGGAUUAGACCCUCAACUUCUAAACCAGGAUAACUUGGAAGAAUGCGACAAUUUUAUCAUCAAUUGGGUGAAGUAUGACAGAAGUACCUGCACCUGUGGUGUUGAUAUUAUCGCUAAUGAAGGUGCUGCAGAUUGUGAUUCCGAUUGUGAAGAAGAAGCAAUUAAUAUAAUUUAAGCAUCGAAAUUUAUGUUUUCCUAAUUUCCUUUAUCAGUUUUGGUAGGAAAGCAAGUUGCUGGUAUUAUUGGUUUUAUGAUCUUCUGUCUUUCCUGAAUUUUGGAAGGUGGUACACUCAAUGUUAUAUGGCGAUAUACUCCAAUAUAUUGCUGAUAGGUGAGCCAAAAAUGCCGGUUCAAUUAGAUUCCUAUGGAAUUUUUGUUUUUGAUAGUUAACUUCAGAUGAAGUAUUUUAAAAUAGACCUCCUCUUGGGUAUUAUCAACUCCGAAAAUGUGUGCUUGCUUAACAUGUUAUACAUAUCUGGUAUUAUUGGCUUUUGUGUCAAAUUUUGUAUAUUUUUGUAUUUUAUAUUUGUCUUGUAAUUUGUUUCAACUGUUUUAUAUGAUUUCAAGAAAUUUUUACAAUUUGGAGAAUGAAAAUGGAGACAAAGGGAAGUGAUGUUAAAUUGCAAAAUUUGCUGCGAAACUUGGCGGAUCUUUUCUGUCAAAUUUUAAAAGAAUUAAGAGCUGCAUUGAAUACAGUUGCCAAUGACAACAAUAAAAAUUUCAGUAUAGAUAAAUUUCAUUGCUUAAGGAGUUUAAACUUGUAGAUUCACAAAGUAAUAGAAAAGCAUUUCUGAAAUAUUCAGCAUCAUUUGUCCAAAUGUUAUUGCAAAUUUUAUGGAAACCAGUAGGUUUAGAGUAAGGAAGUCAGUGCAGAAAUUAUGUAGCCCCAGCGUUACAUUUUGAACACAAUAUCGAAAAAUACACUUAAUAUUUUUAAACUUACUAUUGUUAUGCUUAGAGGCUAUUUUAGAGAAAAUUUAGUUUCAUAUCGAAGGGCAAGGCGAGGUUGAAAUAUUGUUGAAUAAAGGUUUUUUCAAAUAUGGCUUCCCAAAGUUGUUACAACUGUCCAAUGCUAUUCUAGCUAGUUUAAGCGCUCAAAUGAAUUUUAAAAUUAAUGACACUGCUAGAAUAAUCUGUAAUCACCAUCCACAAUUUGAAAUUGUUCGAAUAAAUCUUGUUGAAGCA